Messenger RNA from Parascedosporium putredinis, 3432 nucleotides. Lineage: Eukaryota; Fungi; Ascomycota; Sordariomycetes; Microascales; Microascaceae. The record is from the annotation of a GenBank genome assembly.
AUGCAGUCGGCACGCGGGGGUAAGCCUCGGGGAGCCGGCCGCCGCAAGACCCUUCCCGCCCUUGCCGGCUCCUCCCAGUCCACGGAUUACUCCGUGGAUGCCGACCCUGUCCAGCCCCCAGCCUCUCUUCCUCGGAAACGGUCUAAGACUACCGAACUCUUCGAGGGUGGCGAUGAUGCUGAGGACACUAAUCAAAAGGGUGGUCACUCGCUUCGUAAGAGGACUCGCAUUGACUACACCUUUGAGGACCUACACGACGAUGGUACGCCCAGCCGCGUCAGGGGCCAACUAGGCGCUCCCACCGGAUCCGCCCGCGGGCGCAAGAGGAAGGCCGAGCAUGACGAGGAGCCCGAAUUUGGGCCUCCUGCCCGAAGGCGCGCUACAGCAACCGCCGAGAGCAAGUCGUAUACCGAAUUUGCCGACGAGCAUGAUGUCAAGGACACCAUCGAGGUUGGCGGACGUGGCAACGACUCGGAUUACGAUGAGCAUGAAUCGCCCGAGGCCCGUCAUGGCCAGGCUAACAACAAUAACAACAACAAGGAUGACGGCCCGAACUCGCCUGCCGAGCCUCCUCUCCCUGAGCGUUUCGUCAUCGAGUUCCCUCUCCCCGCUGCACUCAUCAAGGAAGCGGAGGCUGCUCGAGCCUCGCACAUCACCAGGUCUCCGGAGCCCUUGGAGUCUCCUCGCACCCCGCAACACUCCAACGCUAAGCCCAUGGCGGCUGAACCUUCGUCUACUCAAGUUUCGCAGAACCAGGAGGACGAUUGCCCCUCUAGCGCCGCUCAGCAGCUUGAGCACGAAUCGGCAACGUCAGAAUCCGAGCCCCAGGCCCCGAAGCCUCGUGGCCGCACCAUGUCUCCUCGUGUUGCUUUUGCCGAAGACGUUGGAAUGCAAUCGCCUGCCCCGGCGCCUGUUGACCCCAUCACCGCUGACGCCGCGCGUGGAGAAGCUUCCCUGGACCCUCCGCAACUCACCCCCAAAUCCGAGCGCUUGAAGUCUCCACCAAGCAAUGUGGACAUUAUGGACAUGGACCUAGCCUCCACUUCGGAAACUACCGUGGCCAUCACCAUCACCGCGCCUCCUGAUACCGAGGUGGUGAUGACGACCCCUCCUAAACUAGAUUCUUCUCAGCAGACCAAUUCCAUCAGCCCCUCCAUCGACGAAGAUAUCGUUGCAACCCCAGAGAACCUGGAGGAAGAGGAACCCACAGUUGAUAUUCAAAUGACCACGGAGGAGGACGAGGACCGCCACACGCCACCUCCCACCUACCCCUGGUCGCACCUCACCGCUCAUCUUCCUGGUCAAUGGGUCAAGCAUCCGGAAAGCCGUCUCCCGCAGUUCGACGAGUCAGCCUCCCACGAUGGCGUCAAGGCGUCGUCUUCUACCCCUAUGACGAAGGCGGAUGCUGAGAUGAUGGCGAAUGGGGACGAAGACGCGGAUCUUGGGGGCCCUGAUGCCGAGCAUGACGAUGUUGAUGAGCCUGUUGAGUCGGGCGCGGCCCCUGCUGCCCAUGACGACGAUGAUAUUGAUGAGGCCGAAACACACACACCCGACGAGCUCCCGGCUCAAAAGUUUUACGAAUAUCCUCGGCUUAGAGACACAGACGAGUUCAGGGAUGUUCUCCAGAAUUACAAGGAUAUGGCUGACGAGGAACUGUACGACAUGUGCGCUCACGUCAAUGAUACUUUGGUCGCGCUCCAAGAAGAAUACCUCAAGCUCGGCGCAAUCGUUGACGAUCACGAAAAUAUCGAGCGCCGCAAAGCCCACGACGAGGCUUAUGAGCAGAUGGAAAAGAGAUCUGCUCGGGUCACCCGCAAGACGUUUAUUGUCAAGGGCUAUCGGGCUAAGCUGACGCCCGACGAGAGGGAGACGGCCUACUGGCGCAAUCAAGAUCGCAUCCAAGCUGCUGCUUAUGGCUUCCGCUAUGAUAGCCACCAGGCCAAGGUCGGCAAACAGGACCCCAUCGCCCAGCGAUACCCCGGCGACGUCGAGGAUGGAGGCGAGCCCCGGCGCUCUCUCCGCAGCGACCCCUGCGAUCUGCUAAAGCUACCGAGGCCGCCGAUGAAGCGCAAGCGAGGUAGCAGGCUUGUGGAAAGCUAUACUGAAGAUCUCGACCACGCGACUGGGGAGGUGAGCCGCGACUCGCCUUUGGCCAAUGGGACUGGCCUCACUCCCCAAACCGAAGGCAAAUCCCGCCGUGGCCGAGGCAAGCGCGCCGCCUCACCUACCGAGACAUUUUCGGCUGUAGGCGAUGACGAUACCAGCAUGCAUGACGAGGCAAUGCAGCCGCCUCCUCCGAAGCGCAUUCGGCGCGCAACCAACAAAGCCCAACAAGCCUCCGUGGACGAAGCUCCGGGCGCCCGGAAUUCUCUUGGGCCUAGCGGAAAUCAUCAGCACCUCCAUACUAGUGGCAACAAUGCCCAUGCCGGAGUCUACUACAAAGAGGAGGAGGACCAUGAAUCCGAAACACCUCCUCUCCGCAAGAACCAGAGGAUCGUUACUCUCAAGCCCGGUGCCAAGAAUAUCCGGGCCCUCUCCAACGCACCAUCCGUAGCCAGCACGGAGCCUACCGAAGACUCGCGGCCAGGGUCAUCCUCCUCGACUUCUAGCGAGGCGUCGGCGGACUCUUCUUAUUCCUUCCGGCCCAAGCGCCAGCGCAAAUUCCGAGAUGCUGAUGGCCAGGAGCAUGCGGGCGCUCAGCAGGUAAAGCCCAAGCGCGUGCGCAGGGUCACGAAGAAGGCUGAGGAGAGCACCGCAAACAAUACCCUUCAGCUUCCUUCCAUCCACGAUGGAGCCUCCGGGGCUGAACAUGGGGCGCAGGAGCAGCGACCCCGCAUCAAGUUCUUCACUGCCGGGGGCGGUCAGGCUAAUGGCGUGUCCUCUUCCGGUUCCGGCACUACUACCACCUUGCACCUUACCAACCAUGCUGCGGACGCCGCUGCCGCCGCAGCUUCCACUUCCGCCGCUGCCGCAACCGCCCGACUCCCCACCGAUAACCAAGCUGACCAAGAUGGCAUGAGCGCUCAACAGUAUGCAGCGCUUACCAAGUCGGAGAAGAUGUCGCGCUCAAUGAAGAGCCGAUGGGCGAGCGGAUCUAUGCAGCAGGCUGUCGAUAAGCGCAAAGCGACCCUGGCGCGCAAGAAGGCGGAGAAGGCAGCGGGUGGCGACGAGGGAACCGAGGCGGCUGAAGAUACCAGCAAGACAGCCAGUGGCUCCGCCGAUGCCACGAGCACUCAGCCGACGACGGCGGAACCCAGCCCCACUACCGAUACACACCAGGCGGCGGCUGAGCAGAAGGCGGUCAAGACCCCCAAACCAGCCAAGGCGGCCAAGGUUAAUAAGACGCCAAAGAUUGCGGUCAAGGAUUCUCCCUCGGUCAAGAGCAAGGGCGCGAAGGAGCCCAAGAAAGAGGGAAAGAUCAAGACCAGCUAA